This is a messenger RNA of Metarhizium album ARSEF 1941, 1266 nucleotides long. Its product is annotated as SUN domain-containing protein. Gene Ontology annotation, biological process: fungal-type cell wall organization. NCBI's taxonomy places the organism in Eukaryota, Fungi, Ascomycota, Sordariomycetes, Hypocreales, Clavicipitaceae. The coding region runs from base 1 to 1266 and encodes 421 amino acids. Gene Ontology annotation, cellular component: fungal-type cell wall; cell surface. The transcript is spliced from 2 exons. The record is from RefSeq and is a predicted model, not a curated record.
AUGAGGAAUCUAGUCCAUCUCGCCAUUACGGCCACCUGGGCCAUCAGCGUCGCUGCCAAUUCGCACCAGCACCAGCACCUGCAUCGUCUUGUCAAGAAGGAUAAUCCAUCCGGGGACGAACAGCGGGUGCCCAACGCUAACGUGUUGGCGGUUUACGAGCUCGACGGCAAAUUCCUGCCAUCUGAAGAAGCAGAAGCUGGCUUGGAGAAAGGUAGUCUCGUCGUCAUCGGCGAAACCACGCCCAGCGUACCUCCACCCCCUCCUGCUAAGCCUGCGACCACCAGCGCUCAGAAUUCCGGUGCCCAAUUCCUUGAAAAACCUAGCAGUAUUGCUCCCCCGCCAAAGUCUACGAGUACCUCGCAGCCACUGCCUCCGUCUCCGCCCCCUAAGAGCACGCAGGCCCUCAAACCAAGCACUCCCAGCGGAGGAGGUACAGGGCUGAAUUCCGAGUUUCCCAGUGGUAAUUUUAGUUGCUCCAACUUUCCCUCUGAAUAUGGUGCCCGCCCAUUGGAUUACCUCGGACAUCGCGGAUGGAGUGGUGUUCAGAAUAUCGCUGACCCCGCCAACAUCAGAACUGCCGUCUCUGGUGAAGGUUGUGAACCUGGAUCAGUGUGCUCUUAUGCCUGUCCUGCGGGGUACCAGAAGACUCAGUGGCCAGAGGAGCAAGGCAAAAAAGGGGAGUCUUUUGGCGGCCUUCUCUGCAAUAGUGACGGAAAACUCGAGUUGACCCGUGAAAGCCAUCGACUGCUUUGCACCCCUGGUGCUGGCGACAUUUCUGUCCGGAACGAACUGACCGAAGUUGUCUCUACCUGUCGAACCGACUAUCCUGGCACUGAAAGCAUGACUAUUCCCACCGAGGCCGGACCUGGUGAAGAGGUCUUGCUAACCAAUCCUAUUGCAUCACUUUAUUACACUUGGGACGGCAAGCCCACCUCAGCUCAGUAUUACGUCAACAGAAAGGGCCUUACCGCGAGGGAAGCCUGUCUCUGGAAUUGUGCCCUCGAUCAGGACAAACCCUCAGCCCAAAAGUCAUGCGGCAACUGGGCUCCUAUUAUCAUUGGUGCUGGCCGCGAUAACAAGGGCGUCUCGUACAUUUCUGUUUUUCAGAACUCGCCAACAAGCAGCGCAAAACUUGAUUUCAAUGUCAAUGUCACUGGCAGUGUCACCUCUGAGUGCGGCUACAAGGAUGGAAAUUUCAUUGGCGGCAGCACUGGUUGCACUACUUCAUUGGAGCCCGGCGGCAAGGCUGUUAUUCUAUACUACUAA